Rhizoctonia solani is the source of this 3117-nucleotide messenger RNA. Its product is annotated as amidohydrolase family protein. The transcript has 13 exons. Gene Ontology annotation, cellular component: ESCRT I complex. Lineage: Eukaryota; Fungi; Basidiomycota; Agaricomycetes; Cantharellales; Ceratobasidiaceae. The record is from RefSeq and is a predicted model, not a curated record. The coding region runs from base 1 to 3117 and encodes 1038 amino acids. Gene Ontology annotation, biological process: endosome to lysosome transport; protein transport; protein modification process. Gene Ontology annotation, molecular function: hydrolase activity, acting on carbon-nitrogen (but not peptide) bonds; ubiquitin binding.
AUGUCUCUGAGCUUAACACAGAAGUGGCUGAAACAGGUUCUAGGACCGUAUCCUCAGAAGGAUCAAAUCUAUAAUGAUGUAGAUGCAACACUCGCAGCUUACCCUACGCUGAGACCAAAGAACGAUGUGUAUACAUUUAACGAUGGCAGAGCCCAGCUUCUGCUCUGUGUGCAUGGCUUGAUUCCAAUCACUUUCCGGCAAGCGACCUAUAAUAUCCCUAUUGCCCUCUGGCUUCCUCUCGAAUACCCUAGGUUGCCUCCACUAGUUUAUGUUGUUCCAACAAGUGACAUGCUUGUAAAAUCCAGUAAGAAUGUGGACCCAAGUGGUGAAUGUGCUUUCGAAUAUUUGGAUAACUGGCGCCGAAAGAGCGAGGGAUGUAAUCUAAGAGCUCUGAUUGAAGUUAUGCAAGACACCUUCUCCCGGGAGCCUCCUGUCUAUGCAAAACCUAAGAGUACAGCUCCAUCGACUCCAUCGACAGCCAUUCGAGCAGCAUCACCAGCGAGCGGGCCGCUUCCUCACCGACCGCCUCCUCCCCUUCCAUCCACAUCUUCCCAACCGGCAACGAGCCACCAACAACCUCCGAAUCUGUCCGCACAGUCAUCUCCAGGGGCUUCAGGUUCGGGAAGCCCACCACCAAAGCCAGCUAAGAUAUUCUCUCAGGCUAUCCCGCCCAUCUCUACUUCCACGAGCGGAAAUCUCUCGCCAAUACGUCCACCGCCACUUCCAGCGUCGCCCCUCCGAAAUCAGACACCUCCCAUUCGGCCCGUGUUUACCUUGAACCAACCAGGCCCUCCCCCACCCGCUCCCCCUCCACCCCCGGGCCCACACGUCUAUCAACAACACAAUCGGGGCAACUCAAUUGGCUCUUCGAUCUCUGGCUCAAUCGCCUCCGAAUCGAUGGUCAAUGCCUUCCCAACCAGGUAUCACUCACCCACCUAUGCGACCUCCACCUACUCACCCCAGCCGCCACCACCUCCGCCACCCACUGCGUAUCAGCAGUACUCCAACUCUGCAGCACCUUUAGCCGCACCCGCUCCAACGCCUAUCAUUAAUGUUCCUACUCCUCCGGCGCCUCCUGCACCUCGGCCCAACUUUCUCGACGAGGACGACAUUAGUACACAGGUCAAUGAGGCACCUCCAUCUCCCAAUGCUCCACCGAGGCCAAUUAACCCUGAACUGCUUCGCUUACACCAUGAUUUACAUGCCAAGAUUACCGUUGAGCUUAGCGCCCUGAGUAAUGCACUAGCUGGUGACAAUGAACGCCUGCGAGCAACACAGGGAGAUCUUCUCGCCGGUGAGCCGGCUAUCAGGGAUGAGAUGGCUCGAUUGGAAGCUGUCCGGAGCGUAUGCACAACUGUAGGAGACAGGCUACAAGAUGUGGUUGCAAGAGCCGAAGCAAACAUGCACCACUUGAAGUCCAAAGGUGAUCCAGAGGUCGACGAAUUGGUUUGUUCGACCGCAAUAGUAUACAAUCAACUGGUGGACCUAAUUGCUGAGGACAAAGCGAUUGAAGAUACAAUGUACCACUUGCAUCGUGCAUUGAACUCGGGAAGAAUAGAUCUAGAAAGGUUCAUAAGAACUGUCCGAAUAUUGGCACAAGAGCAGUUUAUGAAACGAGCAUUGAUCGAGAAGAUCAGCGAGGGAUUACCAAUUGGCGCGAGGUUCCAUGUCAAUGGCAUAGCGGAUCCCCAUUACAACUCCCUACCUGCCACCACCACUGAGAUGUCCGUCACUAUAACUCAAGUCUUUAUAGGAAAUGUCGUGAACACGCCCGCUUUGGGACAGCUUGAAAUCCUUCAAGAACAGGUCAUUCUUGUAGACGCUCAUGGGUUCAUAGCAGAAAUGUGUCCGUUAGCGGCCCCAACGCCAGCAGCUCUACACUAUUUGCAUAGCAUGCCGGCGUCCUCUAUCGUGCGGCUCCCGCCUACCAGCUUCUUCUCUCCGACAUUUAUCGAUCUACAUUUACACGCUCCUCAAUUUCUAUACUUAGGAACCGGGCUUCAUCUCCCCUUGUUGAUAUGGUUGGACGAGUACGCAUAUAGGGCUGAGGAGAGGCUUGACUCUGAUCCCGAAUUGGCGCGAAAGGCAUGUUACGGUGUGGCACUCGUGUACCUGCGACUUGCCCAGCGAUUGGCAGAAAAUGGAACUGGUGCCGUACUUGCUUUUGGCACAAUAAACGAGGAUACCAACAUCAUUCUGGCGGAGGCGUUUCAAGCCGUAGGGCUUCGUAUAUUUGUCGGUAAACUUACAAUGGACCAAUCUUCUAGACCAUCCUACCGAGAGCCGUCGACAAGCGCUUCAUUAGUCUCUGCGCGUUCUUUUAUUCGACGUUGUAGAGGGUUGGUUUCCGCCGUGCCGCCACCUCUGCGUUUAGUAGAACCAGUCCUGACGCCUCGGUUUGUGCCAACUUGUUCUGACGCGGUGCUCCGGGGUCUGGCUCUUAUCAGCCGGGGCGAGAAGGUCAAGAUACAAAGUCAUCUAGCGGAAGCUCAUGACCAGAUUGACUAUGUUCGGCAAUCUAGGGGGAAGUCAGAUAUAGAUAUAUUUCAUGACGCGGGAAUACUGAGCCCAAGGGCUAUAUUCGCUCAUUGCACCUUUCUCGAAUUACCUGAGCUUGGUCGAUUGCGCGAGGCUGGGUCAGCUGUUGCGCACUGUCCCUUGUCAAACGCAUACUUUUCCACACUUCCCUUCUGCCUCCGAGAGGCUCUUGAUAUGGGUGUCAAAGUCGGCCUCGGAACUGACGUCGCAGGAGGAUAUCAAGUAGAUAUCAUGGGCGCCAUGCGACAAGCCGUCAUUACUGCCCGCAUGAGGAAUGGAAUGCAGACUGAGUUGGUUCCUGGAGAUGCACCCUUUAGCGUUGACUGGAAAGAAACUUUAUAUUUGGCUACACGAGGUGGAGCUAUCGCGCUUGAGUUGAAUACUGGCGUGCUGCAGCCCGGUGCACCAUGGGAUGCACAGAGAAUUGACUUUUUCAAUGGCGCUGGCCAAGGGUUAGGUGAUAUGGAUUUUUUCGAUAUGCCGACAAUGUUGACCGAAGCUAUGGUUGAGAAAUGGUGGUGUUUGGGCAAUUCUCAUAAUCGACUGAACAUGUGGAUCCAGGGGAGGAAGAUUUUUUGA